AUGGAUCCUCCCGUCAGAGGCACACGACUGGUUCCUGGAAAGAUAUCUUUCGUGGAUCUCGCUCCCGAACUGCAGUCGAUGAUUAUGGAAUUCCUCAUGCUCAGCAUCUGUCCUCUCACCGUUCCCUGCGCUGCAAAGACAAAGUACUACCCUAUCACUUCUGCCGGUGAGCAGAGCCUUCUCAAUCUCAAGCUCUCAUGCCGCAUGAUCUAUAACGCCAUCAAAGAGAAGCGAUUCGUUGAAGCUUUCACGAUCGUUCAGCCUCAGCCCCCUCGGACGGAGUGGCAUCCCUCGCAAGGCGCUGUCAUCUUUCCACCCUCUCGCAAGGCAUUUUCCAUUGACCCUAACCGAGAUAUGCUGCGAGUCUGGGACAUGAAGCUGCCUCAUUGCCAUCGAUUCUCUGGCAACAUUCCCGUCCGGAGACUUCUCUCUGUCUGGCUUGACAAGCCCGUUCAUCACCAUUCUACAAGGUUUGAUAGGGCAAACUAUCCCGGAGACCCUUUGAAGCUAUGGCGGAAGAUGUGGCAGGGCCGAACCAACCCUGACGAACCUCGUACUCUUAGACCUACUCGAGUGCUGUGGAACCAGGACCCCUUUAUCCCCGACCUCCAACUCGCCAAGCUAGUCCGGCUUGAGGAGCUCUACAUUGCUGCGAAAAAAGUCCCAAAUGACUAG
Fusarium verticillioides 7600 is the source of this 675-nucleotide messenger RNA. RefSeq lists its product as hypothetical. The record is from RefSeq and is a predicted model, not a curated record. Lineage: Eukaryota; Fungi; Ascomycota; Sordariomycetes; Hypocreales; Nectriaceae. The transcript is spliced from 2 exons. The coding region runs from base 1 to 675 and encodes 224 amino acids.